UAAAAUUGUCAUUAUUCAUUUCACAGUUCAUUGCCAUAUCAGCUGUAAUAAUUUCGAGAAAUAUGGCAAAAUUUAUUUAUACAACCGUAGUUUUACUACUCCUUUGCAUUGUGCUUAUGGAAGUAAAUGCCUGCCAGAUUCAUAUACGUCUAACAAGACUGGGUCAACGCAUAUGCGAGCUGAAAUGCCGUCCCACUGGUCAAAUGGCCUUAACGGAAUGUUACACUCCGACGCGGGUAUUUCGGGCGGUCGUUUGUCCACCAUAUUGUUGCCGUUUGGAGGGCUCCAGAUGUAGGCAACUUUAA
Molecule: messenger RNA, 305 nt
Organism: Ceratitis capitata (Mediterranean fruit fly)
Lineage: Eukaryota; Metazoa; Arthropoda; Insecta; Diptera; Tephritidae
Exons: 2
Coding region: 63-305 (80 amino acids)
Source: RefSeq, a predicted model, not a curated record